AUGGCUAGUGAUUGGUUAGAUCUGGCCAUAUUCCGGCUGGGUCUCCGGCAGGGUCCUACCAAGUCCUUGGAACAUCGCAAAGCAGACAUAAUGAGUUUUUCUGAUGCAAGCCUGAUUAGCCAAUGGGAACUCCCCAAUCAGGUAUCUGCACACGAACUCUUAGAGUGCUUCUUCCAAGGUCCCAACCUAAUCUUCCCUUUGCUUGAGUGGAAGGAGUGCACGGCCGGUCUGGAGGCAUGUCUCGAGUCAAGCUUCUUCGAAAUUGGUCAAAGGAAUGGACCGUCACAGAUUUUGCAGAUUUUGGCCGUCCUCGUCUUGGGUUACAUCUCAGGCCCUCACCAAAUUUCCGGCUUUGAUGCCAGAUGUUACCUCAAUCGCUGUAGAACAAUGCUCGGGCACGUCAUGAGAUACCCUAGCAUUGAAACUCUGAAGAGCCUCAUAUUAUUUUCCCUGGCAUUGAAAUCCAGUAACGAGCUGCUAGAGGCAUGGCACAUGGUCAACUUUGCCGCAUCGAUUGCAACAUCAUUGGGGCUGAACCAGCAAACGACCCGUUCCCAAGAGCGAACAUCUCUUGAAUACUCCAUGGCUCAGGAAAAGAGAAAGCUCUGGGUCUAUAUAUACACAAUUGAAAAACUGCUUGCCUUUGAACUCGGGCGUCACUCAAGUCUUCGGGAUAUUUCAGAGGCCGAACUACCUGAUACGCUCGGCUGCAAAGAGCUUUUUGAGCUGGCGAGGUUGCUGAGUGAUGCAGGCAAACGGUCUGUCCGUGCGAGCAGACAAGAAGAAGAAACAGAUCAAGACGACGAGCUCUAUCGAUCAAUAUGCGAAAAGGUGGAAAUUACGGGAGAGAGCUGUAUUAAGCUUAUACAGUGGGCUGAGUCAAUGCCCGCCGAGUUGAGCUUACUCAUUAGUAAAGAAGCCCUCCAGUCGGCAGUGAGCGUAAUAGCCAAAGACAAGCCAUGGUACUCGGUGAUACGAAAUGGCCAGUCCAUGGUGGCUGAUGCCGCGAGGAAGACUCUCCGGCUCGUUAUUGAAGGUGUAGACUCCGAUUUCAACGCCGCUCUGUCAUCACUUACUGCGCCCCUCAACUCCCUGGCGACGCUGGUAGUUUCAAUAAUCACCCGGCCACGGUCACACGUGGCGGGAAUGGAUCUGGGUUUGAUUGAAACUGCGGCCAGUGCAUUGAGGGAGCUGCAUUACUGGAGUUUCAGGGGCAACGAUGAUCUGGGAUCGUUACUUGACCGGCUUGUUAGGCUUUCAAGUGAUUCAAUCAAGGCGGCAAGGCAUUCUAGAGCAACAGCUUCGUCAAUAGGUGCGAGCGAAGGCCGGCUUCCAUCGUUUGGCAGCCGACACGAGCCGCGAUCAGAUGGACCCGACCAGGCGGUUGGUAUGAGCUGGCCAGUGACAGCAUCUUCAUGCGAUUCUCAGGACGAACCGCAAGCAGGCGGCCUCUUCACCGGCGGGUCCCAACUCGGGAUGUUAAACGACGAUGUGAUGUGGUUCGACAAUUGGACUUCGAAUUUUCCCGACGAGAUCAGCUGGGACUGGUCGAAUUUUCCACAGAUAUUCCAGUCCCGGGCUCAAUCACACAGCAUAGGAGAACCUUGA
Messenger RNA from Clonostachys solani, 1608 nucleotides. NCBI's taxonomy places the organism in Eukaryota, Fungi, Ascomycota, Sordariomycetes, Hypocreales, Bionectriaceae. The record is from the annotation of a GenBank genome assembly.